GCCUCGUUGGGGGUUCGUUUUAUUCAGAACAAGGUGGUGCUUCUGAUUACCUGUGUUUGCCACUGAACCCAAUAUAUGGUCUAUAUAAAUCUGGUAAUCAAGAAUCUCGUGCUCGCAUUUAUGGCGCUGAAUAUCAAUCAGAAUCUGAUGGCAUAUUUCCAAGCAGCCUGUACCAGCACGAUGUUCCAUGUGCCGUGUGUCAUGUGACCAAUCGUGCUUCUCAAAUUAUGAUACCUGCUCGUAACGUUUGCCCAAGUGGAUGGACACGUGAAUACCAAGGAUACCUCAUGGCCGAAAAAUAUUCUCACUAUCGUACAAUGCAUACAUGUGUGGAUAAAAACCCUGAAUACAUACAAGGAAGCAGUGCCAAUACCAACGGAGCAUUAUUUUAUUUCGUUGAAGGAAAAUGUGGCUCACUUCCCUGCCUACCAUAUGUCGACGGACGUGAGCUGACAUGCGCAGUGUGCACUCGUUAA
This is a messenger RNA of Paramuricea clavata, 476 nucleotides long. The record is from the annotation of a GenBank genome assembly. Lineage: Eukaryota; Metazoa; Cnidaria; Anthozoa; Malacalcyonacea; Plexauridae.